Molecule: messenger RNA, 951 nt
Organism: Echinops telfairi (small Madagascar hedgehog)
Lineage: Eukaryota; Metazoa; Chordata; Mammalia; Afrosoricida; Tenrecidae
Product: olfactory receptor 14A16-like
Exons: 1
Coding region: 1-951 (316 amino acids)
Biological process (GO): G protein-coupled receptor signaling pathway
Cellular component (GO): membrane
Molecular function (GO): odorant binding; G protein-coupled receptor activity; olfactory receptor activity
Source: RefSeq, a predicted model, not a curated record
AUGCCUGAGGAGUUUACCAACAUGACCAUCAUGACAGAAUUCUUGCUCAUGGGUUUCCCAGACGACUCAACAAUACAGACACUUCAUGCUGCACUAUUUUUCAUCAUUUACCUAGCAGCAUUGAUGGGGAACUUCCUUAUUGUCACCCUCACCACCAUUGAUCAACACCUCCAAACCCCCAUGUAUUUUUUCCUGAAGAAUUUGUCCUUAAUUGAUAUCUGCUAUAUCUCUGUCACGGUCCCCAAAUCCAUCAUGGACUCUCUAACCAACAGUCAUACCAUCUCUUUCCUGGGAUGUGCCUCUCAGCUUUUCCUGGUGAUUUUUUUUGCUGGCACAGAAUAUGCUCUUCUCAUUGUCAUGGCCUAUGACCGCUACGCUGCCAUCUGCCGGCCUUUGCACUAUGAAACCAUGAUGAGUUCCGGUGCGUGUGUGCGGAUGGUGACUGCCUCAUGGUUCAGCGGGUGUGUCUAUGGAUCCAUUCAUGUAACAGGUACAUUCUCUGUCAAUUUCUGUGGGCAAAAUAUAGUGCAGCAGUUCUUCUGUGAUGUCCCAUCACUGCUUACGCUUGCUUGUUCUGGGGAACACAUUUUAGAAUCUGCCUUUAUCAUUGCUAGUUGCUGUUUUGCUUUUGUAUGCUUUAUUUUAAUGGUUGUUUCUUAUGUUCAUAUUUUCUCCACUGUUCUCAGAAUCCCAUCUGUAAAAGGCAGAAUGAAAGCUUUCUCCACCUGCAUACCCCACCUCACAGUGGUAACCUUGUUCCUCUUUUCAGGAAUUAUUACCUAUUUAGCAAAAAAUUUAAAAUCUACAUCUUCACUUAAAAUGUUGAUAUCUGUAUUUUAUACUGUGUUACCACCCACUCUGAAUCCUCUCAUUUAUAGCCUGAGAAACAAAGACAUGAAGAUGGCUCUUGGAAAACUGAUAGCUAGAAAAAUGUCUAGUAUAUUUCCUUGA